AUGGCGCUGCUGGCGUUCCACCUCACCGGCGUUGGAGCCUUGGUGCCACCGGCAUACUGCACGAGGGUAUGCGGAGGAGUGAAGAUCCCUUACCCGUUCGGCAUCGACAUUGAGGAUGGGUGCCAACUUAACGAGACCCAGUACCGGCAAGGGUUCAAGCUGGCCUGCCGAGACUUCAACGGGGGCCGCGGCAAGAGGCUAUACUACUACAACAACGAGUUGCUCGACAUCUCGCUGGAGAAUGGCCAGGUCCGGUGGCUGAAUAACAUCUCCUCCUACUGCUACGAUACCACCACCGGGGGUAUGGAGGUCAAGAGCCCGCCCGCGCACCUGGACUUGAAUGGCGCAAUCUUCAGGCUCUCCUACACCGCCAACAAGUUCACCGUCAUCGGCUGCAACACACUCGCAUACGUCGGCGAGACGGCCAACGUUAGCUCCUACACGGCCGUGUGCGGGGCGUCAUGCAAGAGCAGCAACCUUCCUUCGCUGGCCACCGGCGCCUGCGAGGGGAUAGGUUGCUGCCAGACGGCGAUCCCCAAGGGGCAGGAGAACUACCAUGUUUGGUUUGACCAGAACUUUACCAAGGAGCCGGAGAAGGGCAUCACCAACUGUAGCUACGCAGCCCUGGUGGAGGAGUCCAACUUCACCUUCUCGGCGAGCUACCUAACUUCGCCGGCGUUCAUGGACACCUACGGUGGGCAGGCGCCUCUUGUGCUGGAUUGGGCUGUUGGUACCAUGGCCGGGGAGACGUGCGAGAAAGCCCGCGCGAAGCCUGAGUCGUACGGUUGUGUUAGCGACAACAGCGAGUGCGUCGACUCGCCCAUAUUUGGAGGUGGCUACUUCUGCAACUGCUCCCAAGGAUACAAGGGAAAUCCAUACCUUCAGUUUCAAGGCGGAUGCCAAGAUGUUGACGAGUGUAUUAAUAUAGAAAAUUGUAAUGGGACCUGCCACAAUACCAAUGGAGGCUUCGAAUGCAUCCAUACCAAACGAAAAGCUCCCAUUAAUACAGAUGAAAAUGCAAGGGACAAGACAAUGAUUUUCUCCUUGGUAGAGUUUGAGAAGGCAACAAACAACUUUGAAGAAACUCGUAUUGUAGGACGUGGAGGACACGGGAUGGUAUACAUAGGCAUCUUAUCUGACCAGCGUGUGGUGACUAUCAAAAAGGCAAAACUUGUUGAGGAAACUGAGAUCAGUGAGUUUAUUAAUGAGGUUGUAAUCCUCUCCCAGAUAAAUCAUCGACAUAUUGUGAAGCUGUACGGAUGUUGUCUUGAAACAGAGGUGCCGCUCUUAGUAUCUGAUUUCAUCCCUAAUGGCUCUUUAUUUGAGGUUUUGCAUGCUGAGUCGGUUACUCCACUGCCUUUAUCUUGGGAUGAUUGUUUGAGGAUUGCUCUAGAAGCUGCGGGAGCUCUAUGUUAUCUACAUACAUCUGCUUCCAUAUCGGUUUUUCAUCGCGAUGUGAAGUCAUCUAAUAUAUUGUUAGAUGGAAAUUACACUGCUAAGGUUUCAGAUUUCGGUGCCUCGAGAGCCGUUCCUAUUCACCAAACUCAUGUGACUACAAAUAUACAAGGAACAUAUGGAUACUUGGAUCCAGAGUAUUAUCAAACUGGGAAACUGAACGAGAAAAGUGAUGUGUAUAGUUUUGGAGUGGUACUCGUAGAGUUGCUUACCAGAAAGAAGCCUAUUCUAACAACAACCGGUGCAGAUGGAGAAUCUCAUCAAAACCUGUCCAUCUACUUCAUUUCGGAGAUAAAAAUGAGGCCAGUGAGAGAGGUGGUGGCUCCUCAAGUUCUGGAAGAAGCAAAUGAGGAUGAAAUUAAUACCGUUGCCUCUCUUGCCGAGAUGUGUUUGCGUCUCAAGGACGAAGAAAGGCCUACAAUGAAGCAAGUGGAGAGUACAUUACAUUCUCUGCGAACAAAAAGGUUAACCUCCAGUCAGUCAUCUGUCAGUGGUUAUCAACCUUUGGCCACUCAUACGGUCGACAAAGAUGACUCCAAACGAAGUCUUUUCUUCUUCCCCUUCCUCUUCCUCCUUGCCGAGGGCGACGAGGAUGACCUGGUCGAAGAGAACGAGAAGUCGGCGGUGCGAGCAAGGAGGGCGUGGCGGAAACGGGUGCGGUCGAAGAAGCCGAGGAAUGACGAAGAGUGGCUUGCGCGGAAGGCAGAGGAUGGACGGGAAGGAGCCGGCCGCCGGAGCCUGAGCUGA
This is a messenger RNA of Lolium perenne, 2202 nucleotides long. Lineage: Eukaryota; Viridiplantae; Streptophyta; Magnoliopsida; Poales; Poaceae. The record is from RefSeq and is a predicted model, not a curated record.